AUGAUGUCCUUCGAAAUGAAUGACCGCAAAAAAAUUGGGUUAGGGCUGACAGCAUUUGGCGUCUUUUUCUCCUUUUUGGGAGUUGUCUUUGUCUUUGAUAAGGGAUUACUUGCCAUGGGUAAUAUUCUUUUCAUCUCUGGGGUUAGUCUAACCAUUGGCCUCAAGUCUACCAUGCAGUUUUUCACCAAGCGUUCAAACUAUAAGGGAACAAUAUCUUUUGGGGCCGGCUUCUUCUUUGUAGUCAUUGGAUGGCCUAUCCUUGGAAUGAUGUUGGAGACCUAUGGCUUUUUUGUACUCUUCAGUGGCUUCUGGCCAACCUUGGCAGUUUUCGCACAAAAGAUACCCGUUCUCGGUUGGAUCAUUCAGCAACCAUAUAUAAGAUCGUUCUUUGACAAGUACCGGGGAAAGCGAGUGCCCGUCUAG
Molecule: messenger RNA, 423 nt
Organism: Eruca vesicaria subsp. sativa (arugula)
Lineage: Eukaryota; Viridiplantae; Streptophyta; Magnoliopsida; Brassicales; Brassicaceae
Source: the annotation of a GenBank genome assembly